Molecule: messenger RNA, 339 nt
Organism: Gongylonema pulchrum
Lineage: Eukaryota; Metazoa; Nematoda; Chromadorea; Rhabditida; Gongylonematidae
Source: the annotation of a GenBank genome assembly
AUGAAUUUACUGCAGAAGGAGCGGAAGCGUGGAUCCUCGAUGCCCUAUAUGUUUCGGCUACCGUUCGCACAGGGUGGUGUGUUCUCUGCCAAUAUGCUUGAUCGCUUACUCUACCAAGCGCAUGUCAAAGAUUAUGUAGUGGAUUUUAUUCGACUGCUUCUUGGAAUCGACCACUCUCGAGGCUCGGGAUAUCUAGCUAGUUUUAAAAUAACAACAGACGACUUAUGGAUCAGAACAUAUGGCCGUUUAUACCAAAAGUUAUGCGGAUCGGUGGCCGAUAUCCCGAUCGGCAUAUAUCGGACAAUGCAGAUGGACGAGUCACUGCAUCAGGUAACUUGA